AUGAGGGCUCCCUCACUGUUUGGGCCUGCGACGGCUGGCUUGUCAACCGUCCUCCGCCUUGGAUCUUUUCUCCAGUUGACCCCCGCUUACGGAUUGACCUUCCAAUCCGUCUCGCAACCCGAACUAGAUCUUUCGCCAUUGGGUCAAGUCGCCCUCACGGGAGACUUCGAUGCUGUCUCGCUCUAUCAGUACACCGAACAGUCGGACACAGCGACCGCGGACAACGAUGCGCAAUCCAUCCUCACCCCUCUCCCAAACGGGAUUUUCACGUCACUCUCGACAUCCAACGCCCACAUCCGUGCCAUGUGCCCCUUCACGAAGAAAGAUGGGACGUUCUCAGGUAUAUUCGUGGGAGGCAACUUCACCAGCUUGGGAGGGGUCGAAUCAGAGGGCGUCGCAUUGUACAAUCCGGAUUCGAACAAAGUGACGGCCUUGUCCGGUCUUUCGGGCUCGGUUUCAGCUUUACUCUGCGAUCAAGAGACGAAUAGUGUUUAUGUUGGAGGAAACUUCACUUACUAUAAUAUCUCGAACGCGGUGGCCUGGGUCGGGAAUGAAGGCUGGUCGAACUUGUCCUUUGGUGGUCUCAAUGGGCCCGUCAAUUCGAUCUUGAAGGACGGCAAUGGCCAUAUCAUUUGGGGCGGUUCCUUUGAUGGCAUCGGGAAUUCUACGUCGGUCGACAAGGGCCCGCAGGUGAUCAAUCUCCAGAAUGCUACGAUUACUUCCGACGCCGAGUCCUCGAUCAGCGGCUACAUUAGUCCUCGCAACAUUAUCUGUCAGACGAGCGGCGACGAUGGCUCUGGGAAAACGUGGCUACUCGAGAAGAACUCACCAGGAUACUGGCGCGCAGAGAUGGGAUUCGAGUAUACGCCCACCAAGUUCAGGUUGUACAACACUCAUUAUGAGGGACGAGGCACGAAAACGUUCCUGUUCCGGAGACUUCCAGAUGAUGGAAUCAUGAACCUGACUUACACCGAUCCUGAUUCCGGCAAUGCUGCUUACUGCGACCAGUCUUGCCCACUUUCCAAUAGCACAUCCGAAAAGUAUCGUGAGUUCACUUUUGUCAACAGUGUUGGCAUGAGCGGAUUCCAAAUCGAGGUCUUGGAUUGGUAUGGUAAUGGCGGUGGCCUAAACGGGAUUGAAGUCUUUGAAAGCAACAUCUAUGCAUACGCCAUGAAUGCUUUCAACGAACCUACGUGUGCAGACCUGAGUUAUCCAUCAAAAUCUACGCGCACAGGGUCAUGGUCCACGGCAGCAUCCGGCCAGAGCUCAUCCGAAUAUUUGACCACGCAGGUGACCGACUCUAACGCGACUAGCGCCUCAGUAGUCUUCGAACCGGAUGUCAAGCAAGCAGGCAAUUACUCGAUCAAGCUGUACACUCCUGGCUGCGAUCAGGACGGCACUUGUUCCUCCCGUGGCAUCGUCAAUGUGACAGUCACUGCCACCAGCGAUGCUGAUGAAUCUGCUCAAACGCUCAUCUACCAGACUAACUUGUACGAGAAAUACGACACGAUCUAUACUGGUCAUGUGGAUGUCAGCGACAGCUCUUUCCGCCCUCGUGUCAAGUUGACUCCGAUAACAGGCCAAGGGGACAAUGUCACUGUGGUGGCCUCCAUGGUUCAGUUCGUGGCGCACUCCUUAUCGGGAUAUUCGAGCGAUGACUUGAAUGGUCUAUACGACUACAAUCCGUCGGGUGAAAGCACGAAUGUCACAGAAUCUGCCAUCGACCAAGCAGGGCUGGCACUUGAACACGGCGCUUCCGUCCUCAGUUUGGCCAGUCAUGGUAGCACCAUCUAUGUCGGCGGCAAUUUCUCGAGUUCCAAUAUCGAAAACGUCAUGUAUCUUGAAGAGGACGGAAAUGCGACAGCAAUGCCAAAGGGUGGUCUGAACUCUAAAGUGACUAGCAUGACGGUUUUGGGCGAUUAUCUCUACGUCGGCGGAAACUUCACGGAUACGUUUGCCGGUGGAAACGACGGUCUCAGCUACGUCGCAGCGUAUUCCUUCAAUUCGGCGACGUGGUCAGCACUAGGCGCGGGUGUCAAUGGCCCUGUCAACAGUGUCCUUGCUCUCUCGCUUAAUGUGUCUAUGGACCUCAACGAGACAAUCGUUGGUGUCAGCGGAGAUUUCGAUCAAUUGCUUCCCUUUGACGACAGUCCGUCGACGAAUGUCUCUGGCUUUGCCGUGUGGGUCCCCUCGCGCAACAACUGGCUUCAGAAUCUCAACGUCAGCCAGCUGGAGUUUGCCGGCCAAUUGUCGGCUUUUGCAGAGGCUGAUAAUGCAACCAUCCUUGCCGGCAGUCUUUCUUCCGGCGGUAUUGCUGCUGCCGGCGCUGUAGCUCUCCUCUACGAUAAUGCCCUGGGCCUGGAGCCUUUGCUGACAGAUUUUAACACAAGCGGUCAGACCUUCACAGGCAUAUUCGAUACCAGCUCAGGCAACAACCUUACUAUCCUUGGAGGCCAGUUCACUACCAAUGCGACUAACGGAUCUGCGAUCGAGAACCUCGCUAUACUUGACGGCAGCACCGGUACCGUCCGUGGAUUGGGAGCAGGCAUUGACAGUAACUCCACCUUCUUGGCAUUGGCAAUUUCGGACAAGAUCCUCUAUGCCGGUGGGAAUGUUACUGGAAGUGUAAGCGGUUCGACUCUGAAUGGACUUGUUGCGUACAGCAUGGACAACAACACUUUUUCCGAGCACCAGCCACCCCGAUUCAUUGGCGAGGAUGUGACGGUUAACGCUAUUGCUCCCCGCCCUAGCUCGAACGACAUCUACAUUGGGGGGCGCUUUCAAAGCGCUGGUGCUCUCCCCUGCCCGGGAGUUUGCUACUGGGAUACGGAAGAUCAGCAGUGGAAUCGACCAGGCGCGACUUUGAAUGGAACCGUGCUGGCGCUCAAGUGGCUGAACAGCAAGGAAUUACUGGCAGUUGGAGACCUCACUGUCAGUGGGAAUCAGUCACUAGUCGCCACCUAUGUUGUGAAGAAACAGAAAUGGCAGACCUUCGAAGGGGCUUCCUCAUCCGAUAUCCCGGGAACUAUCACCGCAUUUACCCCGGCCAAUACCCAGGUGACUAAAUUCUGGCUUGCGGGCGUGUAUACCAACGGCUCCAGCUUCCUUGCCCAAUAUGACGGCUCCAGCUUCCAAUUUGUGAGGAACAUGUUCGAUGAUGGGACCGAUAUCCGUGGACUCGAGGUCCUGCCCAUCAACCAAAACCAUGAUGACGUUAGCGUUCUAAACGACGACCAAAUGCUUCUGGUCACCGGUCGGCUUCAGAUCCCUGAUUUCGGAAAUGCCUCUGCGGCCCUGUACAACGGGACGACCAUGCAGCCUUUCCUGCUGUCCUCGAAACCCGAUGGCCAACCGGGCAGUAUGGCCCACAUGUUCUUCCAGAACCAGAACCCCUACACAAGCGGAGGCAAGCACCUCUCCAAUGGUAUCGUCGUGCUCAUCUCCUUCUGUUGCGCUCUCGGCUGCGUCUUCUUGAUUGUCAUCGCCGGCAUCAUCUUCAAUAAGAUCCAGCGCCGUCGUCAGGGCUACAUGCGGGCUCCGCAAGGAUUUGGCACCGAUCGGCCCUCUAACAUGCGGAGACUUCCUCCGGAGUACCUCUUCAACUCCAUCAAGCAACCCAACCCGGGUGCACCAGCCAUCUGA
Messenger RNA from Aspergillus ibericus CBS 121593, 3642 nucleotides. Its product is annotated as putative cellular morphogenesis protein (Rax2). The record is from RefSeq and is a predicted model, not a curated record. Gene Ontology annotation, molecular function: protein binding. Lineage: Eukaryota; Fungi; Ascomycota; Eurotiomycetes; Eurotiales; Aspergillaceae. The transcript is spliced from 3 exons. Bases 1 to 3642 code for a protein of 1213 amino acids. Gene Ontology annotation, cellular component: plasma membrane of growing cell tip. Gene Ontology annotation, biological process: positive regulation of establishment of bipolar cell polarity regulating cell shape.